Molecule: messenger RNA, 835 nt
Organism: Zychaea mexicana
Lineage: Eukaryota; Fungi; Mucoromycota; Mucoromycetes; Mucorales; Lichtheimiaceae
Exons: 1
Coding region: 252-776 (174 amino acids)
Source: RefSeq, a predicted model, not a curated record
GCUUGCCCCUUCAUUUUGAUCAUGGAAGAUUCUACUACUCCCAAUUCGCAACCACUGACGCCAUUGACGCAGCAGCUUAUGGAACAGCUUGCGCAGCAACAGUAAUUAAUUGAGGAGCUCUUUCGCUUACGCACGGACGCUGCUUCAUCGGCUCCCGGGCAACCAUCGCAAUCCUCCUCUCCUUUUCCCCCCAUGACUUGCCUGUAUGGCCGUCUUUUGAUUGGCAACCGGAUGCCACGCUUACGACCUUGAUGCUGACUUUGGAUCAGGCCAUCUUCACCAGUACGCUUGCCGACGAGGAGCGAAAAACAAUUAUUGAACGCUAUCCGCCUAUCCGCACACUGAAAUACUCACCACCUGCUGCGGUGCCGCAGGCUGACCGCCUAUUCAAGCCUGGCCAAAAAGCCGAAGACGCUAUGCUACGCCAGCUGCAAUACACGCUUUCUGCGGUUCUGCGACCUCUUGAUGUGUUAGGUCAUACUCUUUUACCGAUUCUCCCAAACGAACACAUAAACCGCGUUUUUGCCACCAUAAACGACGUCCACACUUUGGUUCUUCAUACCGCUAGCACUAUAAACAAUCAACGUAAUCAGCUUGCUCUUCGCGCUAUUCAUCCAUCCUUAAAAGCACCAUCACAAGACAAGCAAUACACUAUGUCCGCCGAUACGUUCAAAGACACUGUUACUGAAUUCACAGCAAUGCAAAAAUCGAUUCGAGAUGCUCGUCGUGGGGGUAAUUGUUUUAAACCAUCGUCGUCUAAUUCGUCAUUUUUUUGAUCGGGCCCGUCAAAGGAUAGCGGGCAUCCUGGUUUCACUUUUCAGCAGCAGCAGCACCA